Molecule: messenger RNA, 273 nt
Organism: Anisakis simplex (herring worm)
Lineage: Eukaryota; Metazoa; Nematoda; Chromadorea; Rhabditida; Anisakidae
Source: the annotation of a GenBank genome assembly
AUGGCUCGAGUGCUAAUGAGGCCAGCACCGUCUUGGCGCUUGAACGUCACCCAAAAAUGUUCAAUCUAUGACGAUGAGCCACUGCAUGCAAUUAUGGAUCGAGUUUGUGAGAUUUGUCAUGAAAUGUACUCACAUAAAGUACCGAAUAUGCGAGUGGAAUGCAGUUUCGCUAUGUAUAAACCUGCUCCAUUUUCAUGGGGUUACCGAAUCUCUCAAAUGUUCUUUUUGAAACGAACGAUCGAAAGCAGAUUAUCAGCACUCCAAGCAUUAUAA